UUUUCUCUCUCGUUUUCAUCGUUAUCUUCUUAUAUUCAUUUUGAUUUGAUUUUGCCCUGUUUACUUUGUUUUAAUUAUCUGAGGUUUGAACCGGAAUCAAUUGGUUAGAUGAGUCCUACUUAUUCAUGACGUAUGCUAUAUUGAUGCACCGGAUCCGAAUUCUCCACUCUUUUUCCGUUGUUUUUCUCUACUGGUUUCACGAGCUUUCAUGAAUUGCCCCUUCUUGUUCUGAUUACUUAUUCAAUUCCUUUAAUUAUUUAUUGUAACCGAAUCAAUUUUGAAACCUAAGACCACCACCGACCGAUUGUACAAAUUUCCGUACAGGUGAGGAGGGACUAGAAAGAAAGAGAAAAAUGGCAGUAGAGGAUGAUAAGGUAAAGAGAACUCGAGAUCUGCUGUCGAGUUUCUAUUCACAGGAUGCUUCUCAGACUUCUGCUCCCACCAACACCACAUCAAGAUUCGCCACUCUCGACACUAUCAACACCACCUCCUUCGAUGCCGAUCAGUACAUGAACCUUCUUGUACAAAAGUCAAAUCUGGAAGGCCUCCUUCAGAGACAUGUGGAAAUGGCUGCUGAAAUCAAGAAUCUUGACACUGACUUGCAAAUGUUAGUGUAUGAAAAUUAUAACAAGUUUAUCAGUGCUACAGAUACAAUUAAAAGAAUGAAGAAUAAUAUUGUUGGUAUGGAAGUAAAUAUGGAGCAACUUCUUGAGAAGAUAAUGUCAGUGCAGUCACGAAGUGAUGGGGUCAACACUUCACUUUUUGAAAAGAGAGAGCAUAUAGAGAAAUUACACCGCACCCGUAAUCUAUUGCGCAAAGUUCAGUUUAUAUACGAUCUUCCUACCACGCUUGGAAAAUGCAUCAAAUCUGAAGCAUAUGGUGAUGCAGUGAGGUUCUACACUGGAGCCAUGCCAAUAUUUAAGGCAUAUGGGGACUCCUCAUUCCAGGAUUGUAAGAAAGCAUCUGAAGAAGUAAUGUCAGUUAUCGUUAACAAGCUUCAGGAUAAGGUUUCUUCUGAAUCUGAAUCAAUACAAGCAAGAGCAGAGGCUGUAAUGCUUCUUAAGCAGUUAGAUUUUCCGGUUGAAAAUUUGAAAUCCAAGCUUCUUGAAAAUCUAGAGCAGUUCCUUGGGGAACUUGAUCUCUCUAAAGAGAUAACAGGCAUGGGUUCUCGUGAAUCUACCAAUGAAGGAAGUGAAUCUGAUUCCAUUCCUUGUGUUCCCGAGGUUCCCACUCGUGAAUUUGUGGAAGCUGUUCACGCAUAUCAUGUCAUUUUCCCUGAUUCAGAGCAGCAACUUGUCAAACUCAUGCAACAUUUAACCACAAGGCACUUUGAAGCUGCCAGACAACAAAUACAGCAACGGAUAUCUCCAGAAAAAUUAUCCUACCGACUUCGGUUUAUAUGGACUGAUGUCCUCCUGAUGGAUGAAGUCUUACCAGAGGCUGGUGUACAAGAUUUUGGUUUCGAGGCUGCUUGUGUUGCUGUGAGUGAGUAUGUUGCUAGUGCUUUUACCCAUCUUCUUCAUGAAAUAUCUGACACUCUCCUGCAAAUUCAAAAGGAAGAUGGCACAGGCAAAGAGAAGGAGUAUCCUUUGGGAGCUGCCCUUGAGGCCACCAAAAAUACUUUGAUUCAAGGCACUACAAAACUCUUAUUGGAUUUCCGUGUUGUUCUUGAUGAAGAGUUGGGAUUGAUAUUGAAGCUAAGAGAGAUGAUGAUUGGUUGGAUACAUGAAGGGUUUCAGAGCUUCUUUAGACGACUUAAUGAUGAGUUACUGUUGCUCUCCGGACAAAAUGUCAAUGUUAAUGUUGUACAACAACAACAACAAGAGCAGCAGGAGAGGUUACAAGGUGACAAGGUCCCUGCAGGGGUUGUACUUGUGAUAUCCCAGCUAUCUGUUUUCAUUGAAAGAGAAGCCAUCUCAAGAGUUACCGAGGAAAUUGGGUCGUCAUUGUCAUUGUCAGGUGGUGGUUAUGCUUUUGAUCCUGCUGAAGUGCGUCACACCUUUAGAGCAGCCGGAGAAAGGUUCUUGCAGCGUUAUGUAAAUAUGAGAACCCAAAGGAUUUCUCUUCUUUUGAAGAAGAGGCUGACAACACCGAAUUGGGUCAAGCAUAAAGAACCAAGAGAAGUUCAUAUGUUUGUGGAUAUGUUUCUUCAAGAGUUGGGGGCAGUAGGAAGAGAAGUGAAGCAGAUAUUAGGUGAAGGAGGAGGGGCUGUGCGUAAACAUGCACGCACGGAGAGCAAUGGAAGCACAAGCUCUUCACGCAGCAAUACUAAUACGAAUACUACUAAUAAUACUAAUACUAACCGUUCAAACACCAACAGGGCUAGGAGUCAGCUCCUGGAAACUCAUCUGGCAAAGCUGUUUAAACAAAAAAUGGAAAUCUUCACAAAAGUCCAACACACACAGGAAUCUGUUGUGAUGAGCAUCGUCAAACUUUGCCUGAAAAGCUUCCAAGAGUUUGUUAGGCUUCAGACAUUUAAUCGGAGUGGGUUCCAGCAGAUUCAGUUGGACAUGCAGUACCUCAGAACCACCCUCAAAGACACCACUGAUUCUGAAGAUGAGGCUGCUCUCGAAUUCCUGCUUGAUGAGGUGAUUGUUGCUGCUGCAGAACGUUGUCUUGAUCCUAGUCCUCUGGAGCCUGCCAUCCUAGACAGACUUGUACAACUCAAAUUGGCUAGAUAGGCCCACCAAUUGCAUAAAUGUAUCCAUUUCCAAUCCAGGGAUUUAAAAAAAAAAAAAAAAAAAAGAAGAGAGAGCAGCAUAUCUGUUUUGUUGUAUGCUUGUGUUAAGUAACGUAUAGAGAGACUGAGAGAAGAGAGCAUCAAUCAAAUCCAUGGUGUUGGGGUCUGGAUUCUUGUUUUCAUAUACAAAAAUUAAAUACCAAGUAAACUGUUUAUUCGGAUCA
This is a messenger RNA of Lactuca sativa (garden lettuce), 2904 nucleotides long. The record is from RefSeq and is a predicted model, not a curated record. Lineage: Eukaryota; Viridiplantae; Streptophyta; Magnoliopsida; Asterales; Asteraceae.